Molecule: messenger RNA, 4758 nt
Organism: Carassius auratus (goldfish)
Lineage: Eukaryota; Metazoa; Chordata; Actinopteri; Cypriniformes; Cyprinidae
Product: mitochondrial proton/calcium exchanger protein-like
Exons: 14
Coding region: 40-2301 (753 amino acids)
Biological process (GO): intracellular monoatomic cation homeostasis
Cellular component (GO): mitochondrial inner membrane
Molecular function (GO): ribosome binding; calcium ion binding
Source: RefSeq, a predicted model, not a curated record
UCUUCAUGGUGGGCUCAUAAGUGUGCUGUAUGUUAUCUAAUGUUAUAUUUUCUUUACUCUGAAUCUCUUUCAGGAAAGUUAUCAGAAAGCACAUGCUUUAACUGCACUGCGCUGCGGUUGGCCACAAACAGCAGUUGUGGUGUUCUUGGGGGCGGUGUCUGGCCUCAUGCAGCAUCUGUCCUGUACCUUGACAAUUCCUCAGCACUUCAGCGCCGCUUGUCCGGAUCACCUCGUCUGUACUGUGCCAUCUUAGUACCUGACCCUGCCCUGCCUAUCAACACCCACUCCACGAACCCCAGUACGCUAACCUGGCCACAGAACACCCAAGUCCGAUGGCUACAUACUACAGGCCGUCUCCAUGAUGAUUCGAAGGUAGAACGUUCUUUACGUUCACUGAAGGAUCGGAAUAUAAAGCUUGAGGAGGGUGGACCAGUGUACAGCCCGACGGUAGAUGCCGAGCCUGUGAGACGGACAAUACGUCAACGUGUGAUUGAUGAGGUGAAGCAUUACUAUCACGGGUUCCGCCUACUAUGGAUGGAUACGACUAUUACGGUACGGAUGCUGUGGAGGGUGCUGAAUGGACACAUUCUGUCACGCCGAGAGAGGAGACAGUUCCUGAGGACGUGUGCAGAUGUCUUCCGGCUUCUGCCCUUUCUGGUCUUUAUCAUCGUUCCAUUUAUGGAGUUUCUGCUUCCUGUUGCACUGAAACUUUUCCCUAACAUGUUGCCGUCCACCUUUGAGACACAGUCCAAAAAGGAGGAAAGACUAAAGAAGGAGCUGAGAGUGAAGUUAGAGAUGGCCAAGUUCUUGCAGGACACAAUUGAGGAGAUUGCACUAAGAAACAAAGCAGCCAAAGGCAACGUUACCGAGGAGUUCUCCACUUUCUUUCAGAAGAUCCGUGACUCGGGAGAAAGACCCAGUAAUGAGCAGAUCAUACGUUUCUCUAAGCUGUUUGAAGAUGAACUGACUUUAGAUAACCUGACACGGCCGCAGCUGGUGGCUCUGUGCAAGCUUCUGGAGCUGCAGUCCAUCGGCACCAACAAUUUCUUGCGCUUUCAGCUCAUCAUGAAACUCAGAGCCAUCCGUGCAGACGACAAGCUGAUAGCAGAGGAAGGAGUGGACAGUCUGAAUGUGAAUGAGCUGCAGGCAGCGUGUCGUGUGAGAGGGAUGAGAGCUCUGGGGGUGACGGAGGAGAGACUCAGAGAGCAGCUUAAACAGUGGUUGGAGCUUCACCUCAAUCAGCACAUCCCCACAUCUCUGCUGCUGCUGUCCCGAGCUAUGUUCCUGCCAGACACGCUGUCCCCUGCGGACCAGCUUAAAACCACACUACAGAACCUGCCAGAGAUUGUGACUAAAGAGGCGCAGGUGAAGGUGGCAGAGCUGGACUUCUCUAAAGUGGAUAACAAAACCAAGCUGGAGGCCACGCUGCAGGAAGAGGCAGCUAUCCAGCAGGAAAACAGAGAGCGGGAGCUGGAGAGACUGGCGGAUGCUGCAGAGAAAGAAAAGGAGCAGGCCGCACGGGAGGCUGAGGUGAUGGAGAUGGAAGCAGAACGACGGGUGGAUGCAGAGCAUGCUCUCUCCAGUGUAGACGUGGCCAUCCAUUCAGAAACACUACGAGAUACUGCACCAGUGCUAGAGGGCAUUAAGGGGGAGGAGAUCACGAAGGAAGAGAUUGACAUGCUGAGUGACGCCUGCACCAAACUGAAGGAGCAGAAGAAUCUCCUCACCAAAGAGAAAGAGGAGCUGGAGGACCUGAAGGAUGACGUGCAGGAGUACAGUGAGGACCUAGAGGAGAUCAAGCGAGAGCUGUCCAGAACAGGACAGGAGAAAGUGGUGGAGGAGUCUAAAGCAAGCCAACUUCUGUCGAAGCGGGUCAACCGCAUGAUUAGCAGAAUGGAUAAGAUCAUCACUGAGCUGGAGAAGGACAAGAUUGUUCUAGAUGGACAGAUGGACAGUGAGACCACACCGCCAAUUGGAUUGUUCUUUGAGAAACAUAGUGACUUGCCAAGGGAGAACCUGAUAAGCAUCAACGAGCUCAUUGGAGUCAUGAAGCAGAUCCAGAACAUCCCUGAACACAAGCUGCUCAGCAUCGCAGAAGCACUCGAUGAAAACAAAGAUGGCAAGAUAGACAUUGAUGACGUCUUAAAGGUGGUAGAGCUGAUCGAUAAGGAGGACAUCGAUAUCUCCACCAACCAGGUGGCAGAGAUCAUGGUGAUGCUGCAGAAGGAGGAGAAGCUGUUGGAGAAAGAGAAAGCCAAAGAGAAGGUUGAGAAGGAGCAGGCAGCUAAAAUCCAAAACUAGACUUUCCAUGUAGAGAAUGGAAAAGAUCCUGAAGCUUUUGAAGAUUUUCAGGUUCAUUAAUAUGUGUUAAGAAGCUUCAGAGCGAGACUGAAAACAGUGCUGACGUCCCAUAUUGAUUCGUGUGUGUGUAUAUUUAGAACAAAGAACAAACUUUGCUUUGUUCAAGGAAGACCGUUGUAUAAUUAAUGAAUUAAGAUGUUUAUUUAUUAAUAACAUUAAAAAAGUGAUGCACUACGGAGCCCUACACAUGACAUACAGAAAACAAUAGAAAUUAAGGCCACGAAUUAAAAAUGUGUUCCUUUGAUUUAGGGAAGUAAUCCCCAAGUUUAACUAAAUUAGAAGGAAGGAGAUAAAUAGUACAAUUUAACUAAGUAAGAACGAAUUAAGAUGUGUGAACGAUUUCUUAAUUCAUGGCCAUCCUAUCGUUUAUUAGUCAUGUGUGAGGCACCGAAAGAAAAUGUGUUAAUUUAUUCUCAAAAAAGACCCUCUUAAAGGUGAAAUGUGUCAUUUCUGGCACAAAACGGACUGUUUGUUUGAGCUGUUUUGUUGAGCUGGUCAUUACAACAUCAGCGACCAAUAACAUGAGUUUGGGGUGGAGCUAUCUUUGUGUAACAGAAAUGGCGCACUUCAGCUGUAAGAUGCAAAAACUUACCAACUUUUUUCUCAUGAUUUAACACCCUGGCGGUGAUGUAAUUUCCUGUGAUCUGAGGACCUCUCCUCUCUUUGCACAUCACAUCACCUGUCACCAUCAUUCCACUACUCGUCCAGUUUUAUUCUGUUGCAGUUUUAUUUUUCAGUUAAAUCUUUGAGAUUCUUGAAUUUAACUCAGAAGAUGUUGAUAUCACUCUCAAGUUUUUUCAAUAACCAAAGAAGCUGUGUUGCAGAUCUUCUGCUUCAUUCAUACAUGUACGAUCCACCAAGCACUGCGGCUUUGUAGCUUCUGCACGGACUUGAAGAUGGUGGCUGAGACUAAUUUGAUUUAUUUCGCUCCUACCUUGAAUUGAUUUCAGCAUCACAUUUACAUUGUGGCCUUCAGUAAUUGAAAUCCCUUGUCCAAAGUAAACUCAAGGGAUUAACUUGAGAUAAUAUAGCUGUAUAUCAUUGCUAGUAUUUGCAUUGUUUACUAGCAGGAAAUAUCCGUCUCUGUUAGCUAGCUUGGGCUAAUGAUAGAUGAAGUGUGUUUGUGGAUGUCUGUAUGUGCUGGGAACCUAAAAGGGAAAAGAUGGAGCUCAGUGCAGACAGAAUCCGGGUACAGCUCAGCCUACAGUCUUUAUGUGACCUGGAUCAUCCCUCUCUCCUUACAUGGAGAUAGUGGCAGCAGUUCGUCUCGUAACAGAGUACCUACAGUAACUGGAAUGUGUCCAUCAGCAUGAGACUCGCACACUAGGCUAGCAUAGUUUCACAGGGCACAUAAGGCAGGAAAUACAUCAUCUGAACCCUAAACAUGUCAUAGUGAGGGACCAGCAUGUCUAACCUCAAAACGCUGACCGAGAGUCUGGGUGCCUAUUUCACAUUGUGUCCCUUAAAAGAAUAGUUCACCCAGAAAUUAAAGAUUUUCUUUUUUUUUUUUUUUUUUAUGUAGAACACAAAAUUAUAUGUUUAACAGAAUGUUCAUGCUGCUCUUUUCCAUUCAAGAGAAAAUAAGUCAUAAAUGUUUAUAACCACAUGAGGGUGGGUAAAUGUUGACAGAAUUUUCAUUUCUGGGUGAGUUGUCGGUAACUUACCUAUAGGGGUCUCCAAGUACAGUAAUGGCAUUUAAGCCUUCAAAUAUUUUCAUGAAUUAGUAUUAAUUUACCGUUUGCUAGAAAAAGUCCAUGAAUGUCCAAGUAUUUUAUGCUGACGUGUAAUUGCACUAUAAUUAUUGAGAGCUUUAUUUUUUGGCGUGUUGAUCUAGACUCAGAAAGAUGCAUGUAAUGUCUGAUUGCACACCGAGAGAUAUUUUGAGGAAACGUACACUUGAAUUUUUUAAGUGGUAGAGGGGACGAAGUGAGAAUAUUGUGGAAAAGUAUAAAGAUACCUUGCUUAUUUGUGUUUUGUUUAGCAAUUUUAAAAAGAGUUUUCAGAUUCAUUCAUAACAGAUGGUGCAUGUGCACAUAUAAGUGAGCACAGCUGGAAGAGAGUAAAUCUAUUGAUGUAAUUGCCCUUGGAACCUCAUUUUCUGCUUAAGCUAAUUGAAAUGUAUUUGAUUUAUUAUAUAUUUUCCCCUUUUAAGGCCAGUACAUUUAGUCUUUCAAGGUUUUUUUUUUUCUUUGACCGUCCUGCAUUUUAGAAGGUUCAAAGCCUAAAUACUGUUAUGCUAAUUAACUAAAUCAUUUGUGAAAAUGAGAGUGCUAUGUGCAAAAAAAAAGGAUAAAAAAAGAAUUUUAUUUUAUUGUUCAUACUACCUAUGUAAAUAUACUAUUUACAUACAAGUGGGUACAAAGUCAAAUAAAAUGAACUGAUCUUUAAGUUGAAUAU